AUCAGGUCGGUCGAUGUUGCGGGGUGCGGACGCAGUUCGCGUUGCUAAUGAGACGAAGAUGGAGGCGGUGCCGGUGGAUCAAGGUGGAGCAGCAGAAUUGGCACCUUGCAAAAUUUGUGGACGAACUUUUUUGCCAGCAGUGCGGUUAAAGCAUGAGCCUAUCUGCCAAAAAAGUGUUAAUAAGAAAAGGAAGACCUUUGACUCCAGUAGGCAGCGAGCUGAAGGAACUGAUAUUCCCACCUUAAAACCUUUGAAACCCAGGCCUGAGCCUCCCAAAAAACCCUCAAACUGGAGAAUGAAACAUGAGAAUUUCAUUGCCACCAUCAGAGCAGCCAAAAAAAUGAGUCAAACAGUGAAGGAUGGAGGUUCCCUUCCGCCACCACCUCCGCCUUUAUAUGAUCCAGAUUAUGUCCAGUGCCCAUACUGCCAGAGAAGAUUUAAUGAGAAUGCUGCAGACAGACACAUUUCUUUCUGCAAAGAACAAGCUGCUCGCAUUACCAAGCCGAAACAUGCUAGUAGCAAAGGGAAACAAAGCACUCCAGCACAGCAUCGGUCUCCAGUGUUUAAGAAGACUAACUCACCAGUCUCAACACCUGGUGCAUCAACACGGAUUCCCCAGCCUUCUGUGGGUGGGAAAAGUGGAUUUUCUACCACCAAAAGUAACCUAACAGCAACCUAUGAAAAUAAACUUCGAGAUGGAUCACCAGCAAAACGGAGUUCAUCUGGUGUUGGUAAUAUAGCUGGAGCAUUAGUUCAACCAACUGGAGGUUUACCCAGUAACACCAGAUCUCGAACACAAACACCACCAAGUGGAAUGAGAAACGUUGCUGGAACAAGCUCAGUGAACAAAAAGACCUACAAUGCGGAAAACUACAUAAGGAAUAAUGUGAAAUCUGGUUCAGACAGCAGGGACAGUUCCCUGCAUUUUAAUGAUGGAAUUACGAAAGUCAGUGUUAGAAGUUCAGCUGGACAGCAAUUGCCAAGAUUUUGUCAUGAAUGUGGAACCAAGUAUCCUGUCGAGUGCGCAAAGUUCUGUUGUGAAUGUGGAGUGAGAAGGAUGACCCUUUGAUCAUGCAGUAUAAGUACAUUCAAGGAAAACAUGUUGAUGCAAUUUUCAAAGCUCAUCACUCUUAAGCUUUGCACUGCUCAAUGAUACAUUACCAGGUUUAAACAACUGUCAUGAAAAUUUACAUAAAUGCAUCUUGUAAUGGCACAGUACUUUAAUCUCUGAAUUCUGUGCUGUGCAAAGUAGAAAAUGUGAAAUAGUAAGAUUCACUAAUUUGGAGAUAAAUCCUCUUUUUGCUGUGUUGUUUACAAUUGGCAAUCAGAUUAUAGCAGAAUUCUUGGAUUUCUGUUCACUUGACUGCACUAAAAUUGCAGUCAGCCUGGUGCCUUCACCAUGAAUCUUAGGCUGGGAGAAGGAAAGCAUGUAGUCAAUGAGUGUUUACUGUGUGUAUUGUAGAGAAAGUUUCUCUAGUCAGGUAAAAGAACAUUCAGCAUCUUUUGUGUCUAGUAAUUUGCAUAAUAAUAGUUAAAUGAAGAAAUUAAACAAUUUAAUUGGGACGGGAAGGAAGAAAACUUACCCCUAGUUUUACUUGUGGCUCAGCAUUGAGUUUUCAUCCAAAUACAACAACAAACCAGCCAUUCAUCGAAUACAUUAUAAAUUUGGCAAACCAAUUAAUAAAGAAAAAUUAAAACUGAACAUAUAAUAUGAACAUAACAGCUCACGAGUUAAUAAGAGUUGUGAGCUUGCUCAGCAAGUAUAUGUAAAAUCAAAUCUAAGCUUUACCUCAUUUAUCUAUUCGUUAAUUUAAAACUACGAGUCACAUUAUUGUACAAAAUGAUUUAAAAAACAGCAAAUUAUGCAAAUACAAAAUUACUGGAGUUUGAAGUGUUUGUGGAUGUUUUCGGUAUAAAAUGUAUUAUGUUGGUGAUUGUAUAUAGCUUUUAGGAUGAUACACUACGAAAUGAUAAAUGUUUAUUUCAACUACUGACUGUUUCUAAUAAUCUGAAAUAAUUAAAACACUAGGUGGUUAUACUGUUGAUGAAACUACUUAUAGAUAGAUUAUUGUGACAAUGCAAGACUAUCAUUGAAGAGCUCACCUCGUCUCCAAAGGCAAACCUAAAUCACAUAUACUGGCAUAUACCAGCAUGAUGCUGUUGAAUUACAAUUCUUUUGCCUUGCAAUUUUAUUUGAAGCUGCUGAGUUAGCUCCUCAAUUGUCUAUUGUACCCGUGAACACACGUGUUUUUCACGUGUCAAGGGUGUUUCAUGUGAAUAAUUUGUUUCUAAUGAGAAAAAUGAAUCCAACAUUAAUGUUAAAACAUUCAAAUUUAAUAUACCAAAAUCAUAAGUAUUGCUGAAAAGACAGGGCUAGUUGAUAUUUUCAGAUUGGUCUAAUUCAUUAAAGUACGAGCUUUGAUUCUUUGAUUGACACUCGCCUCUGAAUCAGAAAGUUGAGGAUUCAUGUGUCACUCCCAAGGUUUGAGCUUGUAAUCUGGACUGAUAAGUCAAUGCAGUCCUUAAAAUCAUAAGAUGUAGAAGCAGAAGUAGGCCAUUAAGUCCAUCAAAUCCAAGAAGUGUUCCACUGUCCCAGCUGCUGUGCUAUCUUUUGCAUAAGACAUGAAAGGGGUUCUAACAUAAAUUUUUGGGGAUGUACUAGUUUCCAGCAAUCCUGACAUAGGAAGAUCUAAACUGGUGAAUCAAAGACCCAUCUGCCUUCUCAGGUGAAGUUAGUAAGAUCUCAUCACUAUUUGAGAAUGCACAGGGAGGUUCUGCUGACAUUCUGCUGAAUAGCUACCCAUCAGCCAAAAUAAUUUUCAGAAACAAUAACCAGUUAUUUCUCUCAUUGCCGCUUUGGGGAUACGGCUGUUUCCUAUAUUUUCUUAUAAGAUGACUGCAUCUGAAAAGUACCGAAUCAUCUUUGAGCUCAUUUGAAGUUUGUGGGAAGUGUUGUCGAAAUUAAAGUUCUUUUGAUCAUUAAUAUGAAAAUGUAAAAAUAGUCACUAAUAUGAUUUAGUAAUUGCUGACACUUAUUGGAAAUAGCACAAUAAAGUAAUACUGUUUAUUUUAAGAAAACUCCUUCCUUCAUUUAAAACAAAGUUAACAUACUUUUAAAAAGUGCCAAGGAAAGAGUUUUAAGUUUGUAUGUUGGUAUCACAUGGAGUAAUCUUGAUGUCUCUUAAGCAGGGGCAGAAAUUGAAACAUGAUAAAGCUAUUUGCUCAGAAGUAUCACUGCAGUUUCUCGAUUGUAAGUAGAAAGUAAAGGCUCCAAUAUGCAAAUACUGAAUGUUGAUUAUAUUUGAAAGCAGUUGUAAACUGUUGCUGAUGUUAUUACCUGUUAAUUAACACUGUGCUCUUUCUUUCUCACUGUAAGUUGUACACUACUGCAUGUUUUGAAAAAUGUGAAUCAAUAUGAGAAUGGCUUUUAAAUUCUUAUCAUACUGCUUUGUCAAUUAUUUUCCCAUGUACUAGGAAGACGUCUGACUAGAAAUAACAUAAACAAAGUUCUUCUUACAUUUCCUGAAGAAAGGUCCCGACCCAAAACAUCAACUUUCCUGCUCCUCUGAUGCUGCCUGGCCUGCUGUGUUCCUGCAGCUCCACACUGUGUUAUCUCUUACUUCUUACAUUAAAUGAUGUAAUUAACACUCAAAACAAGAUGUAACACUCAAAAAAAAUAGGUGGGUUAAGUUUAGCUCAUAUUAAAAUUUUAAAAUCUGAAACAUCACAGGAGGCAUAUUAGCAAUUUUAAUAUUUCAGUGAGGCAGGCAAAUGCUAUCAAAAGUGCAAAGCAGCUUAAAUCACUGACCAGUUGGGAGGGAGAAGAAGACAUCUUCAGGAAGAAGUGCCUUUACUGCGCUUCUGUUGGCCAAGAGGUGCAGGAAUAUUGAUUGUCAGUGUCUCCUCCCCACCACAGGAAUUGGACACCUCACACUCCAGUUUACUGAUAAAUAGUAAGCCUUCAUUUAAAGUUGUGGUUGCAUUACUGAAAAUCACAAAUUAAAUGAAUCUAAUUUAAGUGAAACACAGUUUCCCAUUGGAAUAUAAAGGUUAAAGCUAAACUCCCCCUGAAGAAGUUUUAAUUGACCAGGCUCCAUCUGGUGGCAGAUAUUUGACUAACCUCUGCCAUUAAAUGGAGCCUAGGACUUUAGUGCAAGUUCAGGAUAGCAAACAGGUGAGAGUGGACACUGACAAAAGGUAAAAGCAGAGGGCAGGAAUAGGAGCCAUGUUGGGGUUGGGAAGGGGUAAAAUCAAGAAAGCCUGAGGACAGAGGAAGGCCAGAGAAACUGAGUGCAACAGCGAAAACAUGGGGGUAAUGUUUUGAGUGCAGGUAGACCACUCAAAGUCUGCCAUACAACUUUAAACUGAAAUUCAAUAACAAACAAAUAUAUUGGCAUCUUUAUUAAUGAUUUUAAGCAAAAUAACUAACUGGGUCAACCUUUAACAGACAUUUACUGUAUACAAACGUCUCACACACAGAUCAGUGCCUUUGCUAUCUAAUUUGCUUGAGUAUGUGUGGGUGCAUAUAAUAAAGAUCCAAAGUAGUAUGCCAAUAGAAUUGCUAGUUUGUCAACUAUA
Rhincodon typus (whale shark) is the source of this 4578-nucleotide messenger RNA. RefSeq names its product zinc finger, C2HC-type containing 1A (gene zc2hc1a). The coding region runs from base 14 to 1069 and encodes 351 amino acids. Lineage: Eukaryota; Metazoa; Chordata; Chondrichthyes; Orectolobiformes; Rhincodontidae. The record is from RefSeq and is a predicted model, not a curated record. The transcript has 9 exons.